AUGUCAGAACUCCAAGUUGAUGAUCAACUCAUUCAGUUAAGGGAAAUUUUUGCAAGAUUUGACAUGGAUUCAGAUGGAAGCCUAACAAUUUUAGAACUCGCCGCGCUCCUAAGAUCGUUGGGGCUCAAGCCCUCAGGUGACCAAAUUUACAUGUUGUUAGCCAACAUGGACUCAAAUGGAAAUGGUUUUGUGGAGUUUGAUGAAUUGGUGGAUGCCAUAUUGCCUGAUAUGAGUGCACAGAUCUUGUUGAAUCAAGAGCUUCUCCUUGGUGUUUUUAAGUGCUUUGAUCGUGAUGGCAAUGGUUAUAUAUCAGCAGCAGAGUUAGCUGGUGCAAUGGCCAAAAUGGGUCAGCCACUUACGUAUAGAGAGCUAACAGAGAUGAUCACAGAGGCUGAUAUUGAUGGUGAUGGUGUAAUUAACUUUAAUGAGUUUGCCACUGUAAUGGGUAGGUCAGCCUCUGAGUUCUUAGGCUUUGCAUUGUGGUGA
This is a messenger RNA of Gastrolobium bilobum, 486 nucleotides long. RefSeq names its product probable calcium-binding protein CML15. The record is from RefSeq and is a predicted model, not a curated record. The transcript has a single exon. Bases 1 to 486 code for a protein of 161 amino acids. NCBI's taxonomy places the organism in Eukaryota, Viridiplantae, Streptophyta, Magnoliopsida, Fabales, Fabaceae. Gene Ontology annotation, molecular function: calcium ion binding; enzyme regulator activity.